AUGUUUAAAAUCAGACACAUUGCAGAAGGUCACAUAUGUGCUUCAAACAUCGUACUCAGUACUCAUAGGCAAGUAACAAAGACAGUUGUGUCAACCUGCAUUAAGUACAAGUACACAUCAUCGCGCACCAUAUACACACUGAAUGAUAUACGCAACGACAUGCUGCAUACAUAUGGAGUAUCUUUGAAUUAUGUCCAAGCUUGGCGAUCUCGAGAGGAAACUCUGAAAGUGCUAAGGGGUGCAUCUAUACGGGGAUGGAAACAUUGUAAGCCAGUUGUUAUGGUUGAUGACAUCUAUCUAAAUGGACACUAUGAUGGCACCUUAUUCACGUUAAGGAAAGCAAAUGGGGACAGAGACGGUUUGUGCUUCAUGUCGGAUCGUCACAAUAGCAUAAAAAGGAGAUUGAAAACGUGUAUCCGGGAGCAUGUCAUGGGAUAUAUUCGACAAAACAUAACAAAAGCAUUCAAUGCAGCUGUACGUGCCUACACACUAUUGAAAUAUGAAUAUUACAUGCAACAACUCGGCUCGAUUAAUGAAAAGAUAAGGGGUUAUCUGGACGAAGUUGGACCUGAGAGAUGGUCACGUUUCCACAUGCCUUCAAAUCGGUAUUUCACAAUAACAUCGAAUAUUGUGGAUUCGGUUAAUACAGUCGCAAAACACAAGGAGUACACCAAAGGCACUUUUACAACCUUGUUAAGCAAGUAUAAGAAGAAGAUGAGGGAAAUGGUAUUUGUUUUCCCUAAUAAUCAGGCAAUGUUCUCAGUUAACGGUGAAAGUUCCUCUUUCGUUGUUGAUAUAGAAAACCGGACAUGCACAUGUAGGAUGCUUCAAGUUAAUCAACUACAUGGUCCACAUGCUUUGACUGUGUUUACGAGUAUGAAGAUGGAUCCAUAUGAAUACUGCUCCUACUACUACACAAGUGAAGCAUUCAGAAAUACAUACCAAGAAACCAUUUUUCCUGUAGGAAAUCUAGCUGAAUGGAUAGUGCCAAAUGAUGUCCAUAACAUAGUUGUAAUUGCACCUAAUCAAAAGCAAAGUUGUGGAAGGCCUACUGAGAAGAGAUUCAGACCAGCGUAUGAGGAAAACAUAGCCGUCAAAUGUGGCCGGUGUGGUGAAAGUGAUCACAAUCGUAGAACAUGUAACAGCUUAGUUCCGUUGAGUCAAAGCAACAAGAAUAAAGAGAGGAAGAGAAUGAAGACUGGAAAUACACAUUGA
Olea europaea var. sylvestris is the source of this 1215-nucleotide messenger RNA. RefSeq lists its product as uncharacterized. The transcript is spliced from 8 exons. The coding region runs from base 1 to 1215 and encodes 404 amino acids. The record is from RefSeq and is a predicted model, not a curated record. NCBI's taxonomy places the organism in Eukaryota, Viridiplantae, Streptophyta, Magnoliopsida, Lamiales, Oleaceae.